UUCCCUUCAAUUUUUGAUUUUCUGGGAAAAAUUGUGUGAAUUGAAGAGAGCGAGCGGCGAAAUGGCUGCCACGAAGGACAGGGGAAAGUCGAAGAAGGCUAUGGAGGAAGAGGCGGAUUGGGAGAGAGAUGAAGGCAGGGAGUUUGAGAGGCAACAAUGGAGGCCAGUUUUAGAAGAAGCUUCCAUGUCUGAUAGGCCACUCAAGAAGAUCAGAAGUCCAGACCACCAAUCUUCAUCAUCCAUGGCCUGUCCUCCUCCUCCUCCGUCGUCAUCAUCGUCUUCCUAUUCCAAUUCGGGCCCUGUUUUUCCUUUCGCCUUCGAUGGAACCCAGCAAUCCAUGGAGAGUUUACGGCAAUUAGGAUCCGUUCCUCUGUUACAGCCGCAGUAUCAGCAGCAGAUGAUCUCAUUCUCUCCUCAGCAGCAGCAGAGUUUCGGUUACCCGCCGUAUUUCGCCGGGAACUUGGCGCCGUCGCAGCAGCAGCAGCAGCUGAUGCAGUACUGGAACGACAGUUUGAAUUUGAGCCCGAGAGGGAGGAUGCUUAUGAGCAGGUUCGGGCACCGCCCGCCGGUGCAGCCGCUGAAUACUACGAAGCUCUACAGGGGAGUGCGGCAGAGACAUUGGGGGAAAUGGGUGGCGGAGAUUCGUCUCCCCAGAAACCGGACACGUCUCUGGCUAGGCACCUUCGACACGGCGGAGGACGCCGCCAUGGCCUACGACCGAGAGGCGUAUAAGCUGAGAGGGGAGAAUGCUCGCCUCAAUUUCCCCCAGCUCUUUCUCGGCAAAGACAGAGGAGGAGGAGGAGGAGCUUCCACGGCGCCCAGUUCGGCUUCUUCGUCUCCGACCACCCCCAGCAAGAGAUUAGCUUCGUCUUUAUCAUCGAAGGUGCAGUGUGAAGAAGAUGAUGUGAAGAAAUUGGCGGCGACUCAAGAGGAGGAGUCGAGCGAGGUGACCGGAAGCGAUGAAGUUCAAGAAAACGUGGAGAGCGCAUCAUCGGAAUUGGUGUGGAAUGAAAUGGCGGAAGCUUGGUUGAAUGCAAUGCCGGCGGGUUGGGGUCCAACCAGUCCGGUAUGGGAUGAUUUAGACGCCACCAAUUCUCUCAUGUUACCCUCUAAUCUUCCAUUUUCCGAUCCCGAUCAACAAAACCACGCAACUUCUCCAUCUUCAUGCCCCAUGAGACCUUUCUUUCCCAAUGAUCAAGACUAAACUUUCUCAGCUCACCAUAUAUUUCUUCUCAAAUCUCACUGGUUGUGGGUUUUUCAUGGAACAACCUGUGAUUCAUCAUCUCUCGGCUUCAUUCUUAGCCUUUAUUUGCAUUCCUCAAUCCUCAUGCCAUCUGCAAAAAAGCUGCGUAUUAAAGGCUUUUCGCAAUGGCUAAUUUCAUGCUUCAUGUUUUUCACUUUUGUCGCAUAUCAUUACUACACACUUCAGUUCUUCAUUUCAUUAUGUUUUAGCUGUUUAUGAACACUUAGCAGUUGUGAAUUGUGAUCACACUACUAUAUCAGAAGCUUAGGAUCAGCUUUGAGGGAGACGCUUUUAUGAUCUUCUUCUCAAUCGAUUCCUACAUCACCACCACUUCUUCUUCUUCUUCUUUUUUUUAAUUUCUGUACAUUUUGGUAUGGUUUCUGGGAUCACAGUGUAUUGUAAUGUUUCUCUUGUUUUCUGCAAUUAUAUGGUUUUUGUGU
Molecule: messenger RNA, 1683 nt
Organism: Ipomoea nil (Japanese morning glory)
Lineage: Eukaryota; Viridiplantae; Streptophyta; Magnoliopsida; Solanales; Convolvulaceae
Product: ethylene-responsive transcription factor ERF054
Exons: 1
Coding region: 62-1204 (380 amino acids)
Biological process (GO): regulation of DNA-templated transcription
Molecular function (GO): DNA-binding transcription factor activity; DNA binding
Source: RefSeq, a predicted model, not a curated record